CAAUUUGAGGUUAUAUAAAAGAAAGAAAUAACGAAAUCGCCGUGUAGAAAUUAGAGUUUCAAGUAAAUAGAAUUAUAAAAUAAAUAAAAUGGCAGAUUUUGAUUCAGUCGGUUCUUCUUCGGGCGACAGUGAGUUGCAGGAAUUUCUUAUGAUUGAAAAACAAAAAGCGCAAGUUAAUGCACAGAUACACGAGUUCAACGAGAUCUGUUGGGACAAAUGCAUAGGCAAACCUGGUUCCAAAUUAGAUAGUGCCACAGAGACAUGUUUAGCCAAUUGUGUGGAUCGUUUCAUUGAUACAUCUUUGCUGAUAACACAACGGUUUGCUCAGAUGCUGCAAAAGAACUCUGGCGGAAUGUAAUGUACACACACACAAACACCUUUACAUAAAGUACAAUACACUAGAUGGAAUUCUUAUAGUCAAAAUACUUCAUCUCUGCAAGUUCAGUAAAUGAUAUUGAAGGCUUUCAUCAUAUUGGCAAAAUAUUUUAUUUAGAUCUGAUGUUUUUGUUAUUUUCUUAGUUGUACGCAAUAAAAACUACUAUAUAAAAGCAGACUAA
Molecule: messenger RNA, 557 nt
Organism: Stomoxys calcitrans (stable fly)
Lineage: Eukaryota; Metazoa; Arthropoda; Insecta; Diptera; Muscidae
Gene: Tim8
Product: mitochondrial import inner membrane translocase subunit Tim8
Exons: 2
Coding region: 89-358 (89 amino acids)
Source: RefSeq, a predicted model, not a curated record